AUGACCUCACCACAGACCAAUUCCCUCGACGACAUCUUCGGCUCGUCCCCACCCCACGAGGGCGAAAAAUUCUCCCAACAAGCGUCAAUAGAAGCACCCGAACCCUCGGAUCUCCCCUCUCUCCGCCGGCAACACGUCACAGCUGGCUACCGCGAUGGCGUCUCCGCCGCGAAAGGCGAGCACGUCCAGCACGGCUUCGACGCCGGCUUCCCAAUCGGCGCACAGCUAGGCAUGAGAGCAGGAACAGUAAUCGGUAUCAUCGAAGGCUUACUGCGUGGAUUCGAGAGUCCCACUGCGUCCAGAGCAGUAAAGAAACCACUUCAGCGGAAAGAGGAAGGGCAGGGGGUCGAGACAGACGAAGCAGAAGCAGCGCGGCAGGCGAAGAGGGAGCAGCUGCUCAGAUUGUAUCAAAAAGCUGUGAAGGAGCUGGAGGUUCGGUCCGUAUUUGCAGGGAGCGAGGAGGAGAGCACGCGAGACAACGGGGGGCAGGAGAAACCAGAGGUUGUUCUGCGCCGGAAAGGGGACGCCGUCAUUUCGCAGUGGGAGGAACAGGUCAGGGUGGCGCAUUGGGAGGAGAACAUGGCUGCCCUGGAGCCAAAGGAGGAUGAGAAGCGCGCGUCAACGCCGACGGAGCAGAUAUGA
Messenger RNA from Aspergillus fumigatus Af293, 642 nucleotides. It is a transcript of the gene yae1, whose product is annotated as putative essential protein Yae1. NCBI's taxonomy places the organism in Eukaryota, Fungi, Ascomycota, Eurotiomycetes, Eurotiales, Aspergillaceae. The record is from RefSeq and is a predicted model, not a curated record.